This is a messenger RNA of Drosophila teissieri, 643 nucleotides long. RefSeq lists its product as uncharacterized. The transcript is spliced from 2 exons. Gene Ontology annotation, cellular component: mitochondrion. Gene Ontology annotation, biological process: protein import into mitochondrial matrix; protein stabilization; protein folding. Bases 86 to 619 code for a protein of 177 amino acids. Gene Ontology annotation, molecular function: zinc ion binding; protein-folding chaperone binding. Lineage: Eukaryota; Metazoa; Arthropoda; Insecta; Diptera; Drosophilidae. The record is from RefSeq and is a predicted model, not a curated record.
UUGAAAUGAGAGAAGGGCCAUCACUAACUUGGAGCGUAUUUCACACACUUCGACCAAGUUAAAUAAUAUCAAUAAAAUCAAGAAUAUGUCCGCCCUAAGACAAUUGUAUAAAAUCAGCGCCGGCGUGACAAGACGCACCCUAUUCGCCAGUUCCCGAAGAACACAAAUCCAAGCUUUAGACAGCCCACAAUUGCAGUUGCAAGUGCAGCACUUUGCAACCAUAACACAAACAGCUGUUUUCAGCAGCAGCAAAAGCAGCAACAACUACACGUGCAUUUGCCGCAGCUUACACUGCAGUACACCAGCGGACGAUGCGGACAAGACGGUGGCCACGAAUAGCAUUCCCCUGGCAAAACUGGAGGGCAAGAUGCAGCUAAUCUACACCUGCAAGGUGUGCAAGACGCGGAACAUGAAGACCAUUUCGAAGCUGGCAUACCAACGCGGCGUUGUCAUCGUGACCUGCGAGGGCUGCUCCAGUCACCACCUGAUCGCCGACAAUCUGAACUGGUUUACAGAUCUGGAAGGCAAGCGCAACAUCGAGGAGAUCCUGGCCGAGAAGGGCGAGAAGGUAGUUCGCCUGACCGAUGGCAACUGCGAGUUUUUGCCGAAACAUGAUUAAAAUCGUAGUGUAGUUAACUGAAAA